Nilaparvata lugens (brown planthopper) is the source of this 6424-nucleotide messenger RNA. RefSeq lists its product as uncharacterized. The transcript is spliced from 8 exons. Bases 328 to 1560 code for a protein of 410 amino acids. Lineage: Eukaryota; Metazoa; Arthropoda; Insecta; Hemiptera; Delphacidae. The record is from RefSeq and is a predicted model, not a curated record.
UGGCUGCUUCCAGAUGUAACACUGAGAAAAUCUCCAUAAUGUAUCAAAGGUAUCAACAGAGGCAGAGAGCUCUAGCCUAAAAGUGCUUCGGUUUCCUGUUUUGGCGUAAUCUAUAACUUUCUUACUCAUUGCUCAUUCAUCGUCAUCCUUCAUUCAACUUCAAAGUCAAUUUUUCAAUAACAAAUAAUAAUUAAUUCUGUUUCUUGUUAACGUUAUAUUUUAGUUUUAUGCGACAGUCUUAAAAUGGAUCGAUUUAUAUCAAUAUUAUUAUGAGUAAAAAUUAUGCUGGCUUUCUCCAUUGUGGAUUUGUAAGCUACCAAUUGACAAAUGGAUAACAGAAGCCGUCAGAACGUUGCAGGCAUGCCAACUGCAACUUCAAAGUCAAGUCUGGAUAUGAAUGGCGUGGGCAGUAAUCGACAACAUGCCAGGCGUAAGACGCACACCAAAAAAGUGAAGCGACAGCCGACUACCAACACAGGCUACAGGUCGAUGAGUGAGUUCCAGCCACCUCCCAGCUGUUGGAUGCCGCUCAGUCAACAACGCCUGUUCCCGGCCGUGUCAGAUUCCGCGGUCGGCGGCUGUCCUAUGUACUCUGUGGAGUAUCAGCCGGUUUUCCACCCGGUAGCGAUGACGUCACACCGCUGCAACGGCCUGCUUCACACCGAACGGCCGAACAGUGAGUACGGCCCGCUUCUCACCAACAGCGAGUACGGCCCCCUUCACACCAGCCGCGAGUACGGCCCACUUCACACCAACAGCGAGUACACCAGUCUGCCGCCCAACACAGUCCUCUGUCAGUCGGAGUCGCAGCGGCGCUUCAGUGACCCGGGCCUCGCCAACGGCCUUGACUCGGACGAUGAAGAGAGCGCCGCAUCCUGCACUGGUGAUGACUGCAACGCCACACUCACCGAGCGGGUCAACUGCCUCACCAGAGAGAAUCACAGACUGCGCGCUGACCUGAAGGAGACCAGGCGAGAACUGCAAGAGCUCAAGAUGGAGAUGAACGCUUGGAAGGAGUCGCGUCCCAGCUAUGAGCCCGGCAUGGUUUCCGAUAUGGUUUGCGAAGUGAGGGAAUCAAUGAAAGUUCACCAAGAAGUACUUCUAGCCAGGCUGAAGCAAACGACUCCUCAGGUCAAUGACAGGCUAACUCUGAAAGAAUUUGAUGAUCUGAAGAAGAAACUUCAAAAUGUUACAAAUGAAAAGGAAUCUCUGAGCGACAGGCUGAAAAGAUUGGAGGAACAAAUGCAAACCGUUAUGGUGCAUAAUAGUCUUCAAGAAUCCAAUCAACAAGAACUUGUAGUUCUUGAGCAAGAAAAACUGAAAUUAAGGAGAGAGUUACAAGAAGAAAUAGAUGCUCGCAAAACAGCUGAGUCACAAUUUCGAAGCCUGGAACAUGUGCUGGGCGCCUUGCGGAAGAAGAAGAUAAACGGCAUAGUGGAGGACAAGAUGGCGGCCGAUGGGGAUCACGUGACCUCGGGCGAGUCUCUGAUGAGCAGCCUCGGCAGUGGCUCGAUGCAUUCGCCUCAUGUCACCAUGUCAGGUCCUGUUACCGACCUCUGACCUCUGACCUCGCUCCACCACACCCAAACACAUUCCAACCUUUCCCCGUAAUGUAUAUUAGGUUAUACAGGAUUGUUUCCGCAAGGAUCUUAUAGAUUAAAACCCUAAGUUCCCCAUACAGAUUGUUCCGAAUUGUUUCCGCAAAGAUCUUAUAGAUUGAAACCUUCAGUUCCCCCCAAGGAUUGUUUCGAAUUGUUUCCGCAAGGAUCUUAUAGAUUAAAACCUUAAGCUCCCCCUAAGGACUGUUUCGAAUGGUUUCCGCAAGGAUCUUAUAGAUUAAAACCGUAAGUUCCCCCUAACCUAAGGAUUGUUUCGAAUUGUUUCCGCAAGGUUCUUAUAGAUUAAAACCUUAAGUUCCCCUCAAGAAUUGUUUCCGCAAGGGUCUUAUCGAUUAGAUACUUGAGUUCCACAUAAGGAUUGUUCCGAAACCGUUUAAUUGACCAGAUAAGAAAAUCUCAAUAUGUUAGUUUCGUUUUCUGGAAGUUGAACUAUAGUUGUACUGUUAUAUUUAUUAAAUAUUUCAACUCUUCUAAUUUUACUUUCUUUUAAAACUAGCUCCAAUUUAGGACCUCUUUCUCCAAAGAUGGUUUUACUAUUGAACCCGUUUAAUCAAUGUAUGAUCGCAUUAUUUUUAUAAUGUGUUUCAAUUGAGUCAGCUGGUCGUUUAAACUUGAUUUUUAGUUAAAAUUUUUUGGAGAAAGCGACCCUUAGUGGUGACCAUCAUAAUACAGUUUUAUACAAUGGAUUGUUUGAGAAAACGUUUGCUCCCAAAUAACGUGCUUCUAAAGAAUGAAAAUCUCAAUGCAUUAGUUUUGUCAUUCUGAAAUUUAAUUAUAGCUCCUAACUUUUCUUAUUUUCAUUUAAAAAAACCAAUUGCUUUCUCAUGGAAUUCAAGCUAGCACCAGUCUAGUUUCUUGUUGACUUUCAUUUUAAGCGAAUGCUAGAACUAUGUAAUAAUUCUAAAAAACUACUAUGCCUAUUGUUUGAAAUAUUCAAUAUCUAGACUGGAUCCUAGAGGAUUGAAGUUAUGUUGAACCUACUUUCAACGCCUUUAUCAAAGCCAAACAUCUGUAACAUCACGACUUCAAAAUCACGAAUAUUUGCUAUCACUUUUGUGUGUUUUAGUGGGAGAAAUUCCAAUGAUAGUUUUUGUGACCUGAUUGAAAAAAACUAGUUUUUGGACAUUAAUUAAUGCAUGAAAAUAUGCCAUUGAAAAUUUCUGAUUUGAUAUAAAUGAUUGAGAUCUAUAGCAACACGUUCAAGACUCUUCUGUGCCUUUUUAUUAAGAGUACAAUUGAAUACCUCAAGCAAAAAGUCGAAGUAAUUUAUUUUAGUCUAUUAAAAUUUUAAACUUUUAUUCUAUAAGAUCAAAUGCAAUACAUAAACUUAUAAGAAAGAGGACUACUGACUGACGGUAGUCAAAUAUCAAUUAUGUACUAACUGAACACUUUGUUUUAUUACUAAAAAGAGUAUUAUCAUGACUCUUUCAAACCAAAGUAGUAUAGCUCUGAGUAAUUCAAGUCGAAAGAAAAGUAUAUGCAUAAAUUACAUAUGUUCACUAAUAUUAUGUAGCAACAAUGUAUAGUACCUAGUACAGUAACGUAGAAAACCUUAGUGCCUUUGUUAAAAAGAUGCCUUCACGAGAAAUACUAAUAAUUUUCUUGAAAUUGGAUAGGUGUAUCCAUAGAUUAGAGAAUAUUGAAUAUCACUCAUUAUUUAGAUAUAUCUAUUGAUUAAUCUUUAUAAUUAUUCAUUGUUGAGUAAAUAGCUACAUGGACUUCUGAGAAAUAUGUGACUGUCGAGAUUCAUAGACUACGCCGAACUGAAAAGAGAGAAACGAUGUUCAUACUCGUCAGAUGCAUUUUGCAGAUAAUAAUUUGGGACUCAUUUAUCUAAAAUCAUGUUAGGUUAGGUAGAGGCAUUAAAUACCUAUUCAAAAAAAAACUAACAUAAGUACGGUGUGGAAUAGCAUUCUCGUUAGUCAAAUUUAGCGAUUACGCUAACGUUACUGAAAUCUAAAACUCGACUGUCAUUUGAUAGAAUAAAUUAUCGUUGAUUGAAGUGAAAGUACCUCUAAUAUUAUUGGUAUAAUAUAUAUUUGCCGUAGACCUAGGCCAUGUAGAACAAAUUUAUUAUUUUUUAAAAUUAUUGUUUAAGAUUUUUAAUGGUAAUUAUCAACUCAGGAGUAUGAGGUUCUUAUUUAAGCCCUAGUCCCAAGUUUAGAAAAAAUUAAAACCUACUUCUAAUUGAUAAAACCUAAUCAAUUCAUUGAUUUUCCUUCAACUGAUGAAACUAUUUCUAUUUAUUAAUAUUUUGUUUGAAAUUGAAACAUACUUCUCAACUGGAAGCUCACUGUAGAUAAUUGAAAAUGCAGUGUAAUAUUCAUGCAAAAUCAUACGCUGCACUGUUAUUGUCUUCUUGAUCCUGUUGAAAGUUCAUUUUUUCAAAUUACCAUGUUCAUUUUAUAUAAUUUCAAUUGUUUGCUACUAUGUUGACUUCCAUCUUAUAGUAUUUUUCAACAAUAAACUAUUGUUACCAUAGGCCUACUUUAGCUUCUCUUCCACCUCAAAUUCUCUCUAAAUGAACUUAAUAUUACUUUUCUGAAAGCAUUUCCUACUUUUCUUUGAAAAUCAAUCAACAUAAUAUUAUAUUGCUGAAUGGUGAAGGUCCUACCAAAUUAUUUUAUGGUUUAAUGAUGAACUUUUCAGCAGACGUCUCUUUUUAAAUCUCGUGAUGAAUAUAAAUUAUUGUUUUCAUAUAUUUCACAUUCCUUGACAAACUGCUAGAUAAUAAUUCGUUUUUGAACUAUUUUCACGACACUACAGUCAAGUUUUUUUAAUAAAAUUCAUUAAAACUAGUAGUCAUUCGGAUUUUUAAAUCCAUUUUCGACACUUUGUUCAACACAACACCUUGUUGAAAAUAGAUUUAAAAAUCCGAAAGCGCUCCACACGUGAGUACUAGUUUCUAAUAUAAAUUUCAUUCAAAAAACUUGACUGUAGUUAAAAAAUCAUUCAAGAACGAAAUAUUGUUCGUUUUGAACAAUUUUUGACGACACUAGAGUCUAAAUUAAGUUACGUAAGUAACUUAACCUUUAGACUGUUUAUUCAAAAUUAAGGUUUGAUACAGUUUUAGGCAAAUGCCUGUUGUAUUUACCUAGAUUGUAUUUGCAUAUGAAUAAAUGAGGCCCAUUGACGGCUCAAAUUAUAUAUUCAGGCGGUGGGACCUUCCCGCAAGGGACUCCCCACCAACAAAAGCCAUGCGAAUUUACUUUAAUGAAUAAUUAGACUGUAGUGUCGUCAGAAAUAGAUCAAAACGAAUUAACUUGCAGUUCGUCAUGGUUGGUGAAAUAGAUGAGAAAUAUUAUUGUUGUUUGAAAUUCUAUUUAUGCUUGAGUUGAAGCAGUAGGCCUGUAUUGCAUGUUGAGGCUCUAAAUAAUUAUCUGUAAUUAAAUUAUAAAUUAUUCAUGUAUGAAAAUUAUUCAUUUACUGUAUUUCAAAUGUUGAAAAUUCAAAUCCGUCCUGGAUAUGCCUUAUUAAAUUGAGUAAUUGCUGCUCAACUUGGAUAUUAUUGUAUCUGUAUUCUGUAAUAUAAUGUUUUAGGUGCCUGAUGAUAUUUUUGACCAUAUUGAUAAUUCAAUUAUUGCUUUCAAUAUUUAUGAAUCUCCUCUGUGAUUUGUGAUGAAUUUGUUACACUUUUAUGGUUGUAUCCAAAAGCAAACAAUAUAAUUAAUAUCGUGGAUGUGAGUAAUUUUUAGACUGAAAAUGAAAGUUUGCUUAAUUUUGUUUGCCUGAUUUUUCAUUUAAUAUGGAAUCAUGUCAUACCAAAGAAUUUCACUCUUUGGCAAAUAUUGGUAAGCUUCUUUCAAAACAUAAAGCGUUGUAAUAUAAAUGACAUUAUUGUUGAACUUUGAAGCCUGUAACAGCGACAAGCUUCUCCUCCAUUGUUAUUUUUUUCAAGAUUACAAUCUUCUACUGGAAUUCUUAAUAGUGUUGUUGUAAUUUUGUCAAUAAGUGAUGAAGUAACUGUGAAUAUUUCCUAUGAUAUUGGAAUUGUGUACCUUUCACGAUCAAACAUAAUGAACAUUAUGUACAUAAUUACAUAAUGAACAUUAUUAAACCAAGAAUAUGAUGACUGUAUCCAAAUGGAAGUAUUGUUUGUAGAUCUGUAUUUUUUUCUUGUAUAGAUUUUUUAUCAUUACUUAUUUUCUUGCACAUCAUACAUGCAGUUUGUUGUUACACAUUUAUUUUAAAAUUAAUCUAUUUUCAUACAAAAAGAAAUAAAGGGUUGCCUAUUUUACUCUCCAACAAAACUUACUUUGGAAAUUUCACUCAUUGAAAGCUGUUAUUAAUGCAACACAAGCGUACUAUAAAAAAUUGAAUUAAACUUUCAGCAUUUUGCAAAACUAAGAAUACCUUCCCAGACAAGAAGACAUUAAAGUAUUUGUUUCACAUAUUAAUAAACUUUCAAAAAUAAUAUUCUAUCUAAACAAAUGGUACAAAAAUAUUUAUAUGAAUUUCUAGGUAGUUUAGAGUUUGAAAUACAGAACAAUAGAAUAAAUUAGUCUAUAACUGAACUGAGAUUUUGUUAAUUUUUUGUAGUCUACGUUAAUAAUAUAAUAUAUUAUUCCUUUAAUAAUAAUAUUAUUAUUCCUUUGUAUUUUUUCACGUAUUGCAUCACAAAUAGAUAGCUUUUUAGUGUUAUACAUUUUUUUGGAUUAUUAAAAAAAUGUUUCUUUUCUUAUAAUAGAUUCGUAUUAGACAAUGUAUCAUAAAACAUUGCAUGAUCUUAAGAGUCAGAGUCAGUAAAUUACAUAAAAAAUGUUAGAUAAUUAUCAACUUAAUUUAAGAUUUAUAAAAAAGACAUA